Molecule: messenger RNA, 1382 nt
Organism: Vitis vinifera (wine grape)
Lineage: Eukaryota; Viridiplantae; Streptophyta; Magnoliopsida; Vitales; Vitaceae
Product: ubiquitin-conjugating enzyme E2 28
Exons: 5
Coding region: 747-1193 (148 amino acids)
Biological process (GO): protein polyubiquitination
Cellular component (GO): nucleus
Molecular function (GO): ubiquitin conjugating enzyme activity
Source: RefSeq, a predicted model, not a curated record
AUUCACAUCUGCCUUAUGGCCAUCUAGACAGAUUCUCUUGCAUUUCUGGAAAAUAUAUUUCUAUUAUAAGGCUAGUCAUUAUGCACUUUGCAGGUUUAUUAUUCCUUUAUGAUUAUUAUGAAAGUGGUUUUGCAAACAAAUUGCAGCAUGGAGUCAAGAGGGGCAAAAGAGAACAUUAUGGGCUACUGUCAUCUUCUGUUUGUACAUGACAUUGAGCCAUUAUUCUGUGGCUGGUGAUAGCAGUCGUUUCCAAGAUUCCUGAUUGGGUGGAGCCCUAGCUAAAAGUCUCCCUAAAAUUUCAGCCAUUCAGUGAAAGUAACCCAUUAAGACCUGGAAUCCAUGGUUAGUUUAUUUAUCAGUAGUGUGUUCCAUAUUCACCAUGAUUUGUGCUGUUUUGAUAUCAGUUUGUGGGAACUAUGAUGAGUGAUUUGAAUGUGGAACUUGCCUAGUAAAUGCCUUAAAAGUUUUCUUGUAUUUUCUAUGUUGUUGCUGUAGUUAUCUUGCUUUAGAGCUCUUGAUUCUUUCCUUGCAACUUUUUUCUGGAAUUUAUACUGUGCCCACUUCCAUCACUGUCAAGAAUCAGUGAACCUUCUCCCCCUCUUCCCCACCAUCACCACAAACCUCCAUUUAAGGCUGACUGAUCUUCCAUUAUGUGGGUGUACGUGUUUCAUUUCCCUUUGCAUUCUCAUCUUCCCUCUUGAAUUUCUCCUCUCAGUUUAAGAAUUACUACUGCUCAAAUUGCUACAAUGGCAUCAAAGAGAAUUGUGAAAGAGCUCAAGGACUUGCAGAGGGAUCCCCCAACUUCAUGCAGUGCAGGUCCCGUGGCUGAGGAUAUGUUCCAUUGGCAGGCAACCAUCAUCGGUCCCAAUGACAGUCCAUAUUCUGGUGGUGUUUUCCUUGUGACCAUCCAUUUCCCACCUGACUAUCCUUUCAAACCUCCAAAGGUUGCCUUCCGGACCAAGGUUUUCCAUCCAAACAUUAACAGCAAUGGAAACAUCUGCUUGGACAUACUCAAAGAACAAUGGAGCCCUGCACUCACCAUAUCCAAGGUUUUACUCUCCAUUUGUUCACUGCUCACUGAUCCUAACCCUGAUGACCCUCUUGUCCCUGAGAUUGCUCAUUUGUGCAAGACUGAUAAAGUGAAGUACGAAUCAACAGCUCGCAGCUGGACCCAGAAAUAUGCCAUGGGAUAAACCCCAACUACCGCAAAGUAGACCUCACUUGACUUGAUCCUUCAAUCUUCCCCGUAUUCCACUAUGUGUAUGAGGUAUAGAGCUGGCCUAGAUAUUGUUAUUCUUGGUAUUUAUAACUUACCCUUGAAGGCUGUAACUUGGAAUUUGAGAAUCCCUUGAAAUAAAUGGCUGGCAAGAUUUGAGACUUAA